ACUUUGACAUCCCUAUUUAAGAACACAUUGAAAUGCUUCCAAUUGCUAAAUUUUGCACCAAGUUACUUAUAUUUCAUACAGAUGAGACUUCAAUUCACAAAUGAACUGAAAACUGCGUUUGACAUGAGUUCGACUCAACAUCACUCCUGUUUCCAAGGCCGGACCACAUAUAAACUGUUUUCAAUUUAAAAUGAAAUAAUAUAAAACUAAUCCGUUUGGGCAAAAAUAUAGAAUAUAAAAAACAAAUGGAUAUGCACCAAAACUUUGUUGAGAGUAGCGGACCACAAUCUCGAUUAUAUGUGUUUAAUCAGAUUUUUGAGGCAGAAAGGAACGAAAACUUUGGGCGAUAUCUGGAACUUUUUCAAAAAAUUUAUGAGACUAGCCAACAAAACAGUUUUUUAGAAUUCUGGACUACAAACGGAGAUAGUAUUGUUUCUGAAGAAUAUUGGCGGGCGCAUGAAGGUGGAAAAAAAUCUCUCGAUUCCAGCGAGUCCGACCCAAUAAUUUGCGAUAAUUCCGAAAACGCAGAUUAUAACUCUGCAGAAAAUAAUAUAUUUUGGCAGCAGUACUACGAAAAGAUAUAUGUUGAGCAAUAUCAGGUGUUUGCCUUAAUUUUUUAUGAAUAUUAUAAACACUUGCACAAAUCUUUGGAGGCAGAAGAUAUUGAAAGUGAGAAAUAUGCAGUAAAUGAUAAAAAUCAAGUUAUUAGCGAAAGCAUUGUUGGCGAAUUUCAACAACUCCAACUACUUGGAUUGCCUACCUCUUUUGGUAAAAACCAAAGGAAUAACAAAACGAAUACAAAAAGGGAAACAAAACAGCAUAAUAUUUGCAGCGGAUUUUUUUCGGACGAGGAGGACGAUAUUGGAAUCAUGGAUACGAUAGACAACCCUGAAUUGCAAGUAAAUAAUCAAAUAGACUUGAGUGAUAUAGAGGAUGCAGAGGAUAAGACAUCUAUUUAUGCCAUUAAAAAGAAAACUAUAGAAAAGAAAAAGAAGAACCGCAAGCUUCGAAAUGUGCCUGAGUUCCUUCUUGAAAACAAGGGUAUGUUAAAAUACUGGCGGAAACGAUUCUCACUAUUUUCACGGUAUGAUGACGGCAUACGUUUAGACUGUGAAAGCUGGUUCUCAGUAACACCGGAAAAAAUUGCUAUUCACAUGGCUGACCGCUUAGCUUGUGAUUUAAUCAUAGAUGCCUUCUGUGGUUGCGGCGGUAAUGCCAUACAAUUUGCACGCACCUGCAAACGUGUUGUGGCAAUCGAUAUCGACCCAAUAAAAAUAAGCAUGGCAAAACAUAAUGCAACGAUUUAUGGUGUAGCUGAUAAAAUUGACUUCAUAGUUGGAGAUUUUCUUCAAAUAGGUCAGUAUGGCCAGUUUCAAAGCGAUGUAAUUUUCUUAAGCCCACCCUGGGGAGGACCAAAGUAUAAGCGAAAGACAGAUUAUGAUAUUGAAAAUUAUUUGCAGCCUGCAGGAGCGACAAAAUUGAUGGAAAUCGCUAAAACAUUUAGUGAAAAUGUUGUUCUAUAUUUACCACGAAAUGCUCACAUUAAGCAGGUUGUAAAAUUAGCGGGCGAAGGCAAUCGAUGUGAAGUGGAGCAUAAUUAUUUAGAUUCACGACUUGUGGCAAUUACUGCGAUAUAUGGAGAGAAUAUAUUAAAGUCGAAAGAUUUGUAACAUAAGAACAAAAUCGGAUUAUUUUUAGAAUAGAAUAUGAUGUAUCAAAAUAGUUUUACUACAAACAAGUAGUUUGUUUCUAUGCAUUAAUAAAAAAUUAGUACGUAUGUAUACGGCGGCCAACCGCAACUUAAACCAAAAGAUAAUAAUAAAAACAAUUUAUGUACGUAAGCAGUAAUUAAAUCCACUUUGAAAUCUAGGGAAUGCGCGUGGAGAACACCCUAUGUCUAGAUUUUUUGAGUAUUCUAUUUUUCUUAUUUCCUAAUUUUCAACGUAAACAAACUAUCAGCUAUUUCGAAUAAUUGUCGCUUCGAGACACCAGCUGGUAAGGCUUUUGUAUUACGAUCACACCAAAGAAAUCUACUUUCCAAUGUUUAAAUUUUGUAGCUGUUUCCUACUCAUAAUGAAACUAAGCAAAGCACGGCAUUGAUGCUAACCGUGUAGAAACUCAAGUCCUUGCCAACAGCUAAUACCAAACCAAUUUUUUUUCCAUGUCUCUUAGCAGCUAUUUUAGAAAAGCAAUGCUGCGCACAUCAUUUAUUGCCUCUUUCGCACUACUCAUUAUUUAUCAAAGGUUGAAAUGAAGUUACCCUUCUAUAGAGUCCGUGAUCCUUGUGUUGUUAGCUAAGGAAACUCGUUGCCUUGACGAAGAAUUUUCGUUAUUUUCUUUAGUAGUGAUGACGCUACAGUACCGAGUAAACCAUUACGCCAAAAAUGUAGGCAGUGAUCCCAAAAGAGCUCAAUUUCUUAAUAUAUAUCGUCCCCUAUAUGUCAGAAGCAUGCAUGUGCAAAUUCUCCAAUUUUGAGUUAAUGGGUUGACUUGAAUAACCUUUGAAUGUUCUAAGUUACACCUAGAAUACUAUGUGUACAAGGACACCACAAAUAACCUUUUAUUUCUGAUUUUAGACGAGCAAUAAACUCUCAAACUCGAUAUUUUCAUUCUUACACAUCCAUGUUUUUGGCAUAAGGGGCCGCUUUUCACUCGCAUCGAAACUGCAGCUGUUCUCGAACGCAGCAUGUUUGUUGAAUUGAAAUUAAUAAAGAACUUUUUAUAUAUACA
This is a messenger RNA of Anastrepha ludens (Mexican fruit fly), 2730 nucleotides long. It is a transcript of the gene Tgs1, whose product is annotated as trimethylguanosine synthase. Gene Ontology annotation, cellular component: nucleus. Gene Ontology annotation, biological process: 7-methylguanosine cap hypermethylation; 7-methylguanosine RNA capping. The coding region runs from base 246 to 1670 and encodes 474 amino acids. The transcript is spliced from 2 exons. NCBI's taxonomy places the organism in Eukaryota, Metazoa, Arthropoda, Insecta, Diptera, Tephritidae. The record is from RefSeq and is a predicted model, not a curated record. Gene Ontology annotation, molecular function: RNA cap trimethylguanosine synthase activity.